AUGUGUACCCUCCUCCCCCUCGGGGCCAUGGACAUCCACCACCUCCGCCGCCGCCGCAGGGGCCUUACCCCCCACCUCAGCACCCUCCACCGGGGUACCAGGGUUACUUCAACGACCAGCAGCGCCCUUACUACCCGCCGCCGCCACCGCAUGGAGAGUAUCAGCAGCAGCACCACCACCACAACCAUGGAAACGAGGGUAGCUCAAGCUCCUCCGGGUUCCUCAAAGGAUGUUUGGCUGCUCUCUGCUGUUGCUGCCUGCUGGAGGAAUGCUGCGGCUGCUUCUGAGAUGUUAGAUACUAUCCGCUAA
Miscanthus lutarioriparius is the source of this 309-nucleotide messenger RNA. The record is from the annotation of a GenBank genome assembly. Lineage: Eukaryota; Viridiplantae; Streptophyta; Magnoliopsida; Poales; Poaceae.